Cinara cedri is the source of this 6414-nucleotide messenger RNA. The record is from the annotation of a GenBank genome assembly. NCBI's taxonomy places the organism in Eukaryota, Metazoa, Arthropoda, Insecta, Hemiptera, Aphididae.
CAAAGUAUUACAUAAUUUGUUUUAUUAAUGAUUUAAGUAUAUCAUAAAAUUAUUUUACUUUAAAGAUUAACAAUAAAAAGUAGAUUAAACAAAUUCAAAAAUAAAAUUCUAUUUGGUGAUGAUAAUAUUUUAAAAUAAAUACCUAAUUUUUACAUUCGGUACCUACCUACAUUCCAAAAUAUUUAGGUUAACAAUGACAUAAACAUUUUUGAUUUGAUGAUAUCUAAUACUAUAAAUUAUUUUUAUUCAAGUAUUUGUGUGUAUGUUUUAGUGUCUUUAUAUACAGGUUUUACAUCUAUUGCAACCACUAGCUAGUAAGUAGGUAUUUUAUUAUUCUAUUUUAUUUAUUAUAUUUUAUGAAAUACACUAUUUAAGCAUGUGGUAAAACCAAUAAAACGGUAUACAUUUGUUUUACCUACUACAGGCUUUACUGAUGAUCAUGACUUGGGAUUUUAUGCACUUAAAAUCCACAAAAAAAGUUAUCAAAAAAGCCUAAAAAACACAUUAAAAAACAAAAAAUUGUAAUAUGUUUUUGUAAAGUCCCCUCAUAACGUCUGUAACUUUUCGAGCACUACAAAAAUAAUUAAUUUGUGUUUUCAAAUAAAAUUGGAAGUAUUUUAAAAAAAAAUAUCUUUUGUUAAUCUUUUUUGUAGUGUUAGGAAAUUGCAUUUAAUGGUUAGAGUCGUUAUGGUCAGGUGAGCAAUUUUAAACCUUCAGUCAUAUUUUAUUUUUUUUUGAUGCUCUUGGCAUUUUUAAACGCUUUUUUGUGGAUUUUAAAUACAUAAAGUCCCAAAUCCUACUGAUGAUACUUUUAAAUAUUUUUAAAAAUUAGUUGAAAACCAACACUUUCAAUAUGUAUUAUUAUUCUUAUUUAUACUUUUAUUAUUUUUAUUAUUAUUUAUUGACUAUAUAUUAUUUCUGGAUAUUCUUGUAGAAGGAUCCUAUGUUUAAUGGGUUCUAAUUUUGUUAAGUAAUUGUUUUUCCUAAUAACCAUUUUGAAUAAACUUACCUAACAGUUCAAGAUAAAAUUGGCAAUUUAAAAAUAAAAAUUAUGAGAAUGAAAUUGUUCAGCAAAUUUUAUGAGAUAUAAAUAGAUUACUAAUUAAUACAGGUUAGCUAAAUAUAUUAAGAAAAAGUGCAUUUAUUCAAAUAUAUUAAAUUAACCAAUUAUAAAUUAACAUCAGUAUUAUAUCAUUAUGACAACUCAUAACUCAAGUUUAUAAAACAUUUACAAAACUAUAUUUAAUAAUGUAAACAACUAAAUUAUGAAACAUGUAACAGAUUGAAAUGUAUUUUUGCUUUUUAAAACAUUUAAUUUAUUAAUAUUUGUAAAUAAUAUUUUCUAUAUUUUUGUAGUAGAGCUAGUUCAACCAUGUCAUGGAUAACAAUAUCUUUUUGUUUGGGUAUUUAUGGUGUUUUAAAAGAGUUUCGUCCAUCAGAGUCGUAUGUAGUUCCUUAUUUAUUAGGUCCACGGAUGAAUUUUACUGAAGAACAAGUAAGAAGUUAUUUGUAAUUGAGUACUUAUAUUAUUGACCCCGAUAAACCAUGAUUAUAAACCCUAGAUAUAAAACUAAUAUAAACAUUGUUUUGAAUAGUAAUAUACAACUUUUGGAUCUCCAUGUACAUUUAUAAUAGGUUCUAAUAUAAUAUGUAAACAAUUGUACAUUAAUUCAUACAAUUUUAAAAGUGUAAAGAACUUAAAUGUUUCUUAUAUAAUAUUGAUUUUGGUAUUGUUUACAUCAUUAAUAAUUUUGAUAUAUUUUAUUGCUUAUGUCUUAUGAACUCAACUCUCCCAUCAUAAGCUUUGCUUACAAGGAGUGUUGCCUAUUUUAUAUAAUUUUGUUUAUAGUAUGUAUACUGAUUUUGCAUAUAAAUAAAUAAAUACUAAGAACAUUUAAAAUUUUGAGUUGUUACAUUUGUAUCUGUAACUAGAUUAAAAAACAAAAUUAACAAAUGUCUAAAUGAGCAAAAAAAAAAAAACAAUAUUUAAAAGUAAAUGUUAUUUAACAAUUAUGAGAAAAUAAGCAUAUUUGUUGUUUUCAUCUAUCAUUUACAAACUAUAUAGGUAGUUCUUAUACCAUAAAUAGAAUUAUAAAAUGACUAAAAUGUACAGAAUUUGUCUAUGGUUCAAUCAAUAAGUAUUCAGAAAUAAAACACUGAAAUAUCUUUUAUAUUAACUCAAUAACAAAAUAUUAUGUUAAAAUUUUAAUUUUCAGGUUAACAAUGAAAUACUUCCCAUUGGUAUUUAUGCAUCAAUGAUAUCUAUGAUAUUUGUGGCUUUAACAACUGAUUGGCUCAGGUAUAAAAUUGUAAUGGUUAUACAAGCAUUGUGUGGUGUUGGUGUUUAUGCUCUAUUAUCUUUAUGUACAAGUUUUACAUCUAUUGUAGUAAGUACUAAGUUUUAUAGUUUUUUUUUUUUUAUAUUUUAGAGAGGAGCGAGGAAUGUAUUAGUUAUAUAAUGAUGUUUAAUUUUUUUUUUUCUGUGGACAACUUCUAUCAGCAAUUUUGCUCAGAUUCAUAAUGAUAGCCCUUUUUUUUAAAAAGAAAAUCUUUCUGGGGAGGUACUUAAGAGAAGUCAUUUUUUGAUUUUCCCAAAAGUUUUCCCAAUAAAUAAGAAAACGUAAGAAAAUAAGUACGAUGUUAAACAAAUAUGAUUAAAGAAAAUAUAUAAUGCAUAUGUAAUAACUUUAACAUAAUAUGACAUAAUAACACAAUAUGACAAAGCAACACAAUCAACCAAACUUCGCUUAAAAUCAUCUUUUCGUUAUCAAUAGUUAAUUGUUACGUACAGUUAUACAUUAAAUUUCUUCUCUAUUACCAUUCUAACUUCUCCCUUACUACAGUUGCCCAUCCGCAUAUGAAGUAUGUCAGUAUUUUUUAAUAUACACAGUGAAUAUUAUGAAUUGGGUAUCUAAGAUUCUGCUCAAAACAAUCGAUGUGGAGUUGCAAAAAAAAAAAAUAUAGUCAACUUUAAAAUACAUUUUUUUAUUUAAACUUUUUAAAUUUAGUAUAAUAUAUAAUUAGAAAUUGUAAUUAUAUUAAAUAUUUAUACAUUUCAGCUGAUGUGAUUUCAUGAUUUGUGUAAAACGUCUCAAACAUAAAUUUGAAACAUUUUGUUUAAUGCACUUUCUAAACAUGAAUCAAUGUUUUUGUUUCUUUUUUUUUAAUAAUUAAAUAUUUGUUAUAAACUUAACUAUUGUAUCUGUGUAUGAAAUUAUGUCUGAUUUUCAACUAUAAUUAUUCUUAUACAUUUUCAGGUAGUUGAAAUUUUAUAUGGAAUUUUUGAUGCUACAGAAGUUGCAUACAGCACAUAUAUUUAUUCUGUUGUCAAUGUAAAAUAUUACCAAAAAGUUACAAGUUACACAAGAGCUGCAUUUCUUAUAGGACGUUUCUUUUCAGGGUUUCUGGCUCAGAUAUUUAUUUCCACAAAACUAGUUGAUACAUACCAAUUAAAUUUUCUUACAUUAGGAAGUAUGUGGGUUUAUUUUAGAAAUAUAGCUAUUUACCAAUUGCAUACAUCUAUUAUGUAUUUCAGGUCUGAUGGCUGCAACAAUUUGGGCUUUAGUUUUACCAUCUAUAAAAAACAAUAAACUAACAUCAGAAAACUACAAUAUGAAAGUAACAAGUCCUAAAACAGUAACUCAAAAUGUACAUGAACAUGAUGUAUCAAUGGAGAAAAAUAUAGAAGUAAACAAAUUAAACAUUAUUAAAGAAUACUUUUUUGUUUAUUAGUUCUUUUAAAGUUUAAUAUUUAGUUAUGUUUUAGAAUAAACACAUUACAUGGAAAUAUAUCAGGUCUAUGUGCAAUGAAUAUACAAAUAUGUAUGUUUUAAAGUGGUCAUUUUGGGUCAUAACUUCAACCUGUUGUUUUCAGCAAGUAAACAUAUUAACCAAAAAUAAUAAUAAUAUAUAGAUAAAAUUUAAUUUUAUCAAUAAUUUUAAAUAUUAUUCAUUUUUAGGUAACAAAUUAUAUUCAAUCUUUGUGGGAAUCACUAAGUUGUAAUGAUUGUCCUCAUAGUGUUUGUAAAUCAACUUCUGAAUGGAAUGGUGCUGUUGAUGCUGUGUAUACAAUAAUAAGUAACUUUGAAAUUAUUUAAUUAUUUAAAAUGUAACAAAAAUACUCUGUACCAUAGAUUGUACAUACUUGGUUUGCUAUGACUGUCACUAUAUUUCUAACAAAGAGAGUUUUCUACCAUCAUUAUUACUAUUUUUGACUUAAAAUAGAAAAUAUUUUGAUACUUCCUAUUUAUGAAUAAGUACCAAAAAUUUAUUUACAGUUUGUAAAUUACAUAUUUUAUUUUGACUAUAAACUAAAAGUAAAGCAAUAAUAUAAAAUUAUUUAAAAAUCCAUUUAAUUUUGUUAAUAAGUAGCAAAAUGGGCACUGUUUUUCUAUGAAAAAUGUAGUGUUAACACACUAUACACAGAAUACAAAAAAGUAAUGCUAGUGCGCUACAGUAGAAUCACUACAAAUAAUGCGCUACUUACAGCCAUUAGAUAUAAGUAAUACCAGUGGGGGGAGGGGCCUGCACAAGCGCGGGGCUCCGCAAAUUAUGUAUUCCGAAUAUCACUUUAUCUUUAAAUAAUCAUAAUAAUAUUGUCCCAAUAGUAAGUAAAUUUUGAUCCAUAAGCUGCAUGGCAGUAUGGUUUUCUUAGGACAUAGGUUGUUAUCGAUGAAAAUCAAUGUGGUAACAAUUAUACAUAGCUAAUAAAAAUAUCGAUUAAUAUAAUGCUAUUUGAACCUGUAGUUAUUUUGUUCCUAAUAUAAAAAUACAAAUUUGAUUUUAUUAGUUUAUAUGUAGGUAUACAAAUUUAGAUUUCUAACAAGACUUUAAAGUUUAUAAAAUUAUAUGAAAAUAAAGUAAGUUCAUUAGAAAAUUAAAUAAACAUAUAUGACACCCCACAAAAUUCUGCACCGGGCCUCGAAAUCUAUCAAAGCAGCACUGAGUAAUACAUCAUAUUAUUAGAUAGAUUAAUUCUGGUAACAUCUCAUAAAUUUAAUUAAAGUUAAAAAACCUAAAACAUUUAAUUCUAAAUUCAUAGAAAUAUACUCUACAUAAUAUGUAUAUAAAUGUAUUUAUAGAAAUCAAAUUUGUUUUGUUACGAAAUUAUAUUUAUAAUAAAAAAAGACAGGCAUACUUCGAAAGUGGGUGCAGCCACUGUUGUAGGUGGGAAAUUGAGAAGGUAGGUAGAAUGCAUAUGGGAAUUUAAGCAACGAUAAACCAUUGCUAACGAAAAGGUGUUGCUUUUCAACAAUAUACAUGUUAUUUUGAGGAAAAAUAAUACAUAUGUAUUAAACAUUUUCAAUGAUAUUUGAUAAUAUUGUACUUAUUUUCCCAUUUUUUUAUAAUAGAUUAAUAUAUUCAUUCAAAUUUUUAGAAUAAUAUAUUUUACAAAAUUGUUAUUUUGAAAUUUUCAAAAGUGAAAAAAUAGUUAUGUUUUCCAAAAUUCUUUUCCUCUAUAUUUGUGUCUCUAGCACAAAACUCAAUUGAAAAAAAAAUGAAUAUUGACAAUUACUAACAUUUGGAUAACACUGUAGAACACCUUGUAUACUAAUUAAUACUGAUAAAUUUUUGAUUUAAUUUUAGGUACAUUUGUCACAUUUUUUUGUGGGUCAAUAAAGUUCAAUUUAAAUAAAUAUGGCAAUACACUUAUUGUAAUAACAUCUAUUAUUCAUUUUAUUAGCCUUCUUACUUCAGCUGUAUGCAGUUCAAUUUAUUUGGCUUACAUAAAUUAUAUAAUUUAUUGUACAAUUUUUCAAGGAAUGUUGACUAUUGCCAGGUCAGAUAUAAAAAAAAAAUAAUUCUCAAAUGUUGUAUUUAAAAUAUUAAUAGAGAAUAAAUUAAAAAUUAUUUUUUUAUUUUGUAUUGCAGUUCUGAAAUAGCAAAGUCUGUCAAUAGAGAUAAGCAUGGAUUUGUAUUUGGUGUAAAUACCUUAUUGGCUACAACUUUACAAUCAUUAGCUGUAUUUUUUAUGAAUACAAUUGGCUGGUCUUCAUCCCCUAAAAUAUCGGUAAAUUCAUGAUUUCUCAAAAGUUUAAAUCCAAUCAGUUUGUACAUUAAAAAUAAUGAUUUUUUUUUUUUUUGUAGUUUCAAUAUUAUGCCAUAUUUUGUCUGUUGAUUGGGAUGUGUUAUCUAUUCAUCACAACUAGACAACUAUUUAAAAAGUAAUUUAAACAAAUAUAUAGGUGUACAAUAUAUAUAUUUCCUUAAUAUAUUUACAUCAAUUAUGUAUUUAAAUUAUAACUUCACUAUUAUUCUUAAUCAAAAAAUAUAACAACUUAAAUUAUUUUAUAUGAAAUUUAUCUACAGGUACUAAAUUAUUAAGUCACUAGAUACUGUUCUUAACUUUUUUAUAAUUUGUAUUUUAAAUUGUAACUUUAUUAGAAUCAUAAUAAUAUACAGACUAGUCCCUCA